UUACCAGUGGUAUUUAUUUGACAAUAUUCUUGAGCUUUUAAUUGACCAAUGGCUUUGUUGAUUUACCAAGGUUAUUACUUAUUGACUUUUGUUAAAUGUUCCUUUUUCGUUGAUUUGAUGAUAUUAUGAAUUUACUGAGUUUGAAUUAGGUUAAUGGCAAUACUACUACAACUUUGGUUAUACGCCCCCUCCCCCCCUGCUGGUCAUAACGAUUCAUCACACCACGACGUCACUCGUCUCUCGCUCAAGUUUGGGGGCGGGGCAAGGAGUAGCCGGCCAAUAGGGAGCGCUCUUGGCGUUGCCACAGAAACUACGAGCGGCUGGGAAGCCGGAGGGGGCGCGGCCUCCCCAGAUGCAGCAGCCAAUAAGGGCGAACAGAGGCGGUGCGGUGCGGUGGGUCGCGUCCAGCCGCCAGUGGCAAUCUCGGAUCUGAGCGCCUUCGUGUCUGUGGGCGUGACCGUAGCGGGAGCCCCGCUUCAAGAUGGCGGCCACACGCAGCCCAUCUCGUUUUGUUUAGCGGGGGUCGGGGAUUCGGCUCGCUAGCACGGUGACGCUCGUACCUGCCCGCCCGUGGAUCAGCUGCGGGCUCGAGCUGCGGACUAGUUAGCCGCCCGCUCGCGUUGCCCUAUAGCCGCGGCCGGGCUUACAUUCCCACCGACCGGGAGGCCCGCAACGCUCUGUGUCGUCCGGAUCGGAUCGGACCGGACCGGACUAGACUUACCGGAGCACCGGACCUGGCCAAGAGCCCCCGACGGCCGGCGAACGAGCUUGAGUUGGGGUUGAUGUGGCCCACCAGCGCCAUCCGUCAGAUGGGUCCCGCUCGCGUGGGUUGAAAGUUGGGCUUCGUCGGCUCAAGCGACGCACGCAAGCUGUCCGACCGAUUUAACGGACGGCGGCGGCGGCGGCGGCGGCGGCGGCGGGCUCAAGCAGACGAGCCGAGUCGGCAUGCCAGUCGUCUGAGGGGCGAUGAGCUAACGCGGCCGGCCGUCCGGCCGGCUGACCCGCCCGCGCGACGCGCAGGAUGGACGCGUGCGCAAAGACUCCCAACCGCACGGCGCCGGCGGGAGGCGUGGACGACGGGCGCGGCGGCGGCGGCGGCCCCCCGGCCUGCUCGCGCACCAACGGCUGGAGCUGGCCUCCUCAUCCCUUUCAGAUGCUGGCCUGGCUCCUCUACGCCUACUUUGCCGUAGUGGGCCUGGGCGUCCUUGUGCCGCUGCUGCCCGCCCACUGGACGCCGGCCGGCUACAUCUGCACCGGCGUGAUGUUUGCGUGCCACCUGUGCACUCACGUCAUGGCGGCUAGCGUGGACCCGGCCGACCGCAACGUCCGAGCCAAGAGCCUCCAAGGGCCGCUUCCCGUCUUGGACCGCUCCAAACGUGCCCACGUCAUUGAGAACUGCCACUGCUACCUCUGCCAGGUGGACGUAGGGCCCAAGUCCAAACACUGCAGCGCGUGUAACAAAUGCGUGGCCGACUUUGAUCAUCACUGUCGCUGGCUCAACAACUGUGUGGGAAGCAGAAAUUACAAGUUGUUCCUGUACAGCGUGGUGUCGGCCGUGUUGGGCGUGUGCGUCCUCCUGGCCGUUUCGUCCUACGUGCUGAUCCGGUUCUUCUGGGAGCCCGACAAACACUCCCGGGGUGAGUGGGCCCGCCGCCGCCGCCGCCACGGUAACUGUUGGCUCGCUAAGCGCCGCGCUCGCUCCUCUUCCCGCUCAGCCCCCAACCGGACGACGUCGCCGUUCCCGUCGGCGGUGCCGGCGCUGGCCGCCGUCACGGGAGCGCUGGCGUUGCUCGCUUGCGUGCUCCUCUGCCACCUGCUGCUCUUCCACUUCUAUCUCAUGUGGAACAGGUUGAGCACGUACGAGUACAUCGUGCGCCAGCGCCACCGCCAGGACGGAAGACAAACGACAAGCCCGGACGGCGUCAAGCACGCCGCCCGAGCGUCCGGCCGCUCCGAGGGAACGGACGACUCGGAAACGCCGGGCUACACCCGGCCUCAGCUGGAUGAGCGGCGCGAGCGGCUGGUGGGCGAUCCGAGGGCUGCGGCUAGCCCGUUUGCGGAGCCAAAUGCCCCGCCCACAAUCUCCAUGCAGCACCACACGGCACAGUGCCCGUACGCCGCACAAAAGAAGAGGAAGAUGGGCGGACACGGUGCAGUUGUGGCAGAUGCUGGUCCAGACGCUCGUUGUUCAUCAGAACGAGCGGGCGCGUGGCUACCGGGCCCGCCCGUUGCCAGGCCCCCCCGCCUACACCAGGGCCUCCCGCCCUCGCCGCCGGUCCGGGCCACCGCCCCUCCCGCCGAGUACCACUCCGACUCGGCCGAGUCCCUGGAGGAGGUCCCCGUGGCGUUAGACAAACUAGGCUCGCUGGCCCCGUGGCGGACCGGCGUUUUUGUGAGCGGAGCCAGCGAGGGAAGGAUGCAGAGUGCGCCUUCCUCCUCCUCCUCCUCCUGGUUUCCGCCCAUUGCCGGACGGCGGCGGUGACCCGGCUACCCGCUCAUCCUGUUGCGCUGCCGGCAACGCAAACGCACAGGGACGACUUUGACGUCGGUCAUGUUUCGCUCGCUCGCUCGCUCGCUCACUCACUCACUGUCACUCGGUCGUCAGUUGGGUUUGGUCGUCCCCCGACCGGAUGGUGGCCAAUCUGGAGCCUGGUCUCCAGGCCUACCUCCUCCUAAUCUUUUGGGAAAACGUGGCCUAAAGGUGCUCGCGGGCGUGCCGGAGCCUUUCCCAGCAGUCAUCGAGGGACACCAGCCAAUGGCAGCAACUUGCACAUCUUUUGCAACCUCAACUUAUGCCAGAAAGUCACCACGUCCACACUGCUGAGUGUGUGUGCGCCCCUUCCAGGCUGCAAUCCCGUUCCACAUUGAUUAUGUUCCACUCGUUGGCAACGUCUUCUUCCACCUUUUCUCCUGUCCGCUUGUUUCCAUCUUGGCUACUUUCAAAUGUACUCCUGCUUGGUUGUUUUAAUUCCUUAUUUAUGUUGAAGCACCAAGUGCCCGUAUGGCCCCAUGAAACAAAUUCUUCCCCUUCAACAUUGCUGUACUGCCUGAACCCUCCCCAACUCCAAAAUAUUUUCCACAUUUCCAAAUCGCCCCCCCCACACACACACACUCACACAAUAAAAGCCCCAUUUAUUCCGUCCGAAGUUGUCAACGCAUUGCAACCUCAAAUUGUUUUUCACCUUCCCUAAAAUUCACACCAUUUCCUUAUUUUCCAUUUUUUUUCUGGCUAAAUAUGUCCAGGUGAAGUCCUAUUUCUACUACCUGGUGCCCAUCAUCCUUUCUCGAUUGAUUGAAAACACUCCAAGCCACCACAUGUUUUCUACAUUUCCCGAAUGGCUCAUUUUCGCCCAAAACUCCAAGGGAGGGGAGGAGCUUUGCGGCUGGCUUGGGGCGGCCCCGCCAUACCAAGUCGGUAUCGAUAUCGGAUCGAUACUAGCGCGAAGCGAUGGAUACAGUGGUGUCAGUAUCGCUGUUUGCUUGGGUCAAGCAGGCGACAGCCAGGUUGCCCCCUCCCCCCCCCCCCCCCCCCCCCCCCCUCUGGUGCGUCCAUCACGUGAAGAAGCAGCACGCGCAGGCUCGUAGAUGAAUGGAGUCGCUCACAAAAACCUGCAACCAAAACUUUUUUGCCUAUCGUGUCAAUGUUUACACUUUAUUUUUAGCAUGUACUUUUGUUUGUUUUUUCCAAAACAUGCACUAAAAGAAGGAAAUGCUUUCUUUUUGUAUUGGAUGUCAUAAAACACAUUAUACUUGAAAAGGAAA
Messenger RNA from Syngnathus typhle (broad-nosed pipefish), 3762 nucleotides. It is a transcript of the gene zdhhc1, whose product is annotated as zinc finger DHHC-type containing 1. Gene Ontology annotation, biological process: protein targeting to membrane; peptidyl-L-cysteine S-palmitoylation. The coding region runs from base 1022 to 2482 and encodes 486 amino acids. The transcript has 9 exons. Gene Ontology annotation, cellular component: Golgi apparatus; endoplasmic reticulum. Gene Ontology annotation, molecular function: protein-cysteine S-palmitoyltransferase activity. The record is from RefSeq and is a predicted model, not a curated record. Lineage: Eukaryota; Metazoa; Chordata; Actinopteri; Syngnathiformes; Syngnathidae.